Microstroma glucosiphilum is the source of this 1676-nucleotide messenger RNA. RefSeq lists its product as hypothetical. The transcript is spliced from 2 exons. The coding region runs from base 107 to 1195 and encodes 362 amino acids. NCBI's taxonomy places the organism in Eukaryota, Fungi, Basidiomycota, Exobasidiomycetes, Microstromatales, Microstromataceae. The record is from RefSeq and is a predicted model, not a curated record.
CGACCGAAACAUUCACCUUAGCUCGUUCAUCGUCUUGGGGACAUCUUUCCAUUGAUACCACUCCUGUCAUCAUCCCCCUACUUGCUCCAUCUCUCCCAUAGCAGCUAUGAGCGACUCAAGAUCUGUCACUUCGGCUGGCGGAGCACGCGCUCCCGUAGCUGCCACGCCCUCUUACUCCACUGCUUCCUUUGGUCGACUGCAGAUCUUUCACCCCAUCUCUUUGCUGGUCCUGGUCGCAUCAUUUGCAAUCACAUCCUUCGUCGUCGACCCCAACCUGAAGUCCGUGUCCAAGGUUCAUCUCACCUACUUCAAUCCCAAUGACACGUGGUUGAUGGGCUACUGGGCCGUCCUGUUCAUCCUGCAGGUCGGUACAGCUCUUUCGAUCGCAAUCGCAGCGACUGAUCACACCAGGGCUCUCCUCGCCAAUGGCAUCUCCAUGUCUUUGCCCAUUGCGAAUUUCAUGCUAGCCAUCUGGGCGCCCCUGUUCAUUGUGAACAAGAUUCCAGCCUUCAUUGCCGGAGAAGUCAUGCUUGGCAUCGCCACUGUCCUGCUGACCAUCAGUGUCAUGGUCACGGGCGUCAAGCAAGCCUACGGUCCGACCUGGAGGCGGCCAGUAGAGUGGGCCAUGAUCCAUCUCCCUGCGCGAAUGUUCCUCGCCGUGCUUCUGCACGUCGACAUUUGGCAACAGGGGCUCAUCUCAUUUGGUCUCGCACCCGAGGGACCAAUCUCUUCCAAGACCAUCUGGCCCUCGUUCAUCAUCAUCGUCUCCGUCGGGCUAGCGACAGCCAUGUGGACUUUCGCUACGACGGAUCUGGCAUUUGGUGCGGCCGGCAUCUACCUUCAGCUGGCCAUCCUGUUUUCCAACAGGGUCAAGUUCGACAGCAGGCCUGCUGAGGUCGUCGCAGCUCACAUUUUGGCCAUCGUGCUCCUGUCUGUGGCUAUCGUCGCAUCACUGGCCUGGAGGCGAGUCACCUCCCGAACAGAGGGAAGGAUCGCCCUUCCCGUCAGCCCCCACGAGGAGGCUGCUCUGGCUCAGGCCGAGCUGGAAGCACAGGCUGCUGAGCGUAGGGCCAGGAGUAGAAGGGAGGAGGCAUCGAGGCUCAGAGAAGGUAGCGAAGCUACGCCUAGCCAGCUAGAGAGGGGAGAAGGCGGUGAGGAGGCUGCUCCCACCAGGAAGCUGGGCUCGGCACAGUGAAGCGGUCACGAUGCCGCUGGCUUGACGAUGCUUCCCCUCACGACCGACAACUCACGCACUGCCCCUGUCAACUCAUAGCAAACGUACCUGCACGCUCAUCUGUGCACUCUUCACGCGCUCGCCAUAUCCCUUCCUAUCUGUCCUACCCACAAAAGCUUCUGUCUAUCUCCGGAUCGUUCACGCCUACUUAUCAAUCGAUGGACAAUACUUGAAAUUGACUACUGUCAGCCUGGCGUGCGUGACAAGCGACAAGAAUACUGCUUCUCGUGUUCUUCAGGAGCUAUUGUACAUGUUCCUGCCAAGGGUUGUCUUCUGAGACAUACCUCUGUAUCUCAUUCCUGAGCUUCCGAUUUGCUCAAUUCGACGGCGAGAAGAGCUGCCUCUUUGAAGUCGUCACGAAUGUGAAAGUUUUCCAGGCCUGACGCGAGGAGCUGAUGUAGACAGAUCGGCGAGGUGUAGUGUAGCAGGUCAGCACAUCCCC